Molecule: messenger RNA, 1644 nt
Organism: Fusarium musae
Lineage: Eukaryota; Fungi; Ascomycota; Sordariomycetes; Hypocreales; Nectriaceae
Exons: 2
Coding region: 1-1644 (547 amino acids)
Biological process (GO): L-histidine biosynthetic process
Molecular function (GO): oxo-acid-lyase activity; imidazoleglycerol-phosphate synthase activity
Source: RefSeq, a predicted model, not a curated record
AUGCCCACUGUUCACCUGUUGGACUAUGUCGCCGGCAACAUCAGGAGCCUGGUAAAUGCCAUUGAGAAGUCUGGUUACGAAGUAGAAUGGGUCAGAUCGCCGGAAGACGUUCCAAAGGCAGAGAAACUCAUCCUCCCCGGUGUCGGCCACUUUGGACAUUGUCUAUCCCAAUUGUCACAAGCUGGCUAUCUUGAGCCAGUUCGAAAGCACAUUGCUGAUGGAAAGCCAUUCUUCGCUGUAUGUGUCGGCUUACAAGCCCUAUUUGAGGGUUCUGUAGAGGACCCCGACAUCCCCGGCCUCGGAGUCGUUCCAGCUUCCUUGGAUCGUUUCGAGGACUCAAAUAAAUCCGUCCCCCACAUCGGGUGGAACAACGCUUUCACAGCUGGGCGAGCCAUGUACGAUCUUCAACCGGACUCAAAGUACUACUAUGUUCACUCUUACAAAUGCCCCUACAAGCCGGGUGAGCUUGAGUCACAGGGGUGGACUGUCGCUACUGGAACCUAUGGUACCGAGACUUUCGUAGGCGCCAUUGCGAAGGGAAACAUUUUUGCAACCCAGUUUCACCCCGAAAAGUCUGGCACUGCAGGUUUGAAAACUAUCCGGGCUUUCCUCACAGGUGAAGGCGCAAAGGAUCUUGGUACCGUUGUUGACGAGACUGUCGCCAAUGCCCCGAUCAAAUUCGAGGACAGCUUAACACGGCGAGUCAUUGCCUGUCUAGAUGUGAGGACAAAUGACCAGGGUGACUUGGUCGUUACAAAGGGUGAUCAGUACGAUGUUCGCGAGAAGGGCGAUGACCGCAACGUGCGAAACCUCGGCAAGCCUGUCGAGAUGGCUAAGAAAUACUACGAAUCCGGUGCCGACGAGGUGACUUUUCUCAACAUCACUUCUUUCAGAGACUGCCCUGUUGCCGAUCUCCCUAUGCUCGAGGUUCUUCGUCAAACGUCUCGCACCGUCUUUGUGCCCUUGACCAUCGGCGGUGGUAUUCGUGACACAAUGGAUACUGACGGCACAAAGGUGUCAGCCCUUGAAAUUGCGAGCAUGUAUUUCAAGUCUGGCGCUGACAAGGUCUCAAUCGGCUCCGACGCUGUUCUUGCUGCUGAAGAGUACUACUCUAUAGGCCGCAAGCUCUUUGGCAAUACUGCCAUUGAGCAGAUCUCACGCGCCUAUGGUAACCAAGCCGUCGUUGUGAGCGUUGAUCCCAAGCGUGUCUAUGUUCCCAAGCCUGAUGCCACCCGUCACAACAUCAUAAAGACGCAAUUUCCUGGUCCUAAGGGCGAGGAAUACUGUUGGUACGCUUGUACAAUCAAAGGCGGUCGUGAGACUCGUGAUAUGGAUGUUGUCGAGCUUGCCCAAGCCGUUGAAGCAAUGGGAACCGGAGAGAUCCUUCUCAACUGCAUUGACAAGGACGGUACCAAUAGUGGGUUUGACCACGAGCUCAUCAACCAGGUGAAGGGAGCUAUCAAGAUCCCCGUCAUUGCCUCAAGCGGUGCUGGCAACCCGGCUCAUUUCGAGGAAGUCUUUGAGAAGACUGCUACGGAUGCUGCUUUGGGGGCCGGUAUGUUCCACCGCGGCGAGUACACCGUUAAACAGGUAAAGGACUACUUGAAGGAAAGGGGUCUCAAAGUUAGACAAUUUGAGGAAUGA